AUGCAAACAGCAACAAAUCCACCCCCCAACCCGCGCCUCUGGGCCGGCGGGAUAGACCAAUACCUCGCAGACAACAACAUCACCUGCACCUCGGCAACCCCCAUAGAAGCCGGCACAUCCUGCUACAUCUGGCGCCUCGACGGCCUCGCGCACCCCGACCACCCGCCCGCCGAACCAGCCGUGCUGAAAUGCGCCGACGCCACCCCAAAAUUCAGCGACGACGCCGUCUCCCCCGCCCGGCUCUCCACCGAGGUCCGCGCGCUGACCUCCCGCGCCGUGGCGGAGGCCUCGCGCGCGGAGCCGAGGGUGCGCGUGCCGAGGGUGCUGCGCACCACGGAGAACGGCUUCGUCAUGUCCUGGGCAGGCGAUGUGAACCUGCUGGACGCGUUCCGGCGCCAUCCCGCGCUCGACAUGGCGGAUAUCGGCGCGCACAUCGGCAAGUGGCUCGGCUGUCUGCAAGUCGCCGGCGUGGCCUCGGGGCCGUGCGGGUUUGCGCCCAUUAACCCGGAGCUGGGGCGGUUUUAUAACCCCGGCGGAUUCAUGGAGAAGCUGGUGCAAUCCGUGGUGAUGGAUAGUGAAGAGAGCGACAAGAUUCUAGCUGCGCUGCGCGGGACGGAGACGGUGCGCACGCUGACGGCGUGGGAUUUCCGGCCGAUGAAUACCCUUCUCCGCUUUACGGAUGGCUCCAGCAACAACAACAUCAUUAACGACAAUGGCACGCCGGACAUUUACAUUGUGGACUGGGAACUCGCGCAGUUUGGCGAAGCAGCGGGGGAUGUGGGCAUGUGGUGCGUCGAAGCCAUGGUGUUGGAGGACAAGUAUGGCGACAGAGGCUUGCUGCGUUCGUUUCUGAGAGCGUAUGCGCAACACGCCGUGGGAAUCGUGGACGAGGCGUUUGUGUGCAAGCUCGCCAUGGUCGUCGGCGUCAUGUUGGCGUACUUCAUGCGCAUUGCGCCGCGGCUCUGGGGGAGUACGGAGGAGGAGGUGGGCCGUUGGAGGAGGGCCGCUGUGGGGUUCCUGAGGGCGGGAGCGGAGGGGGAUUUGGGGUCGUUGGGGAAGAGUUUGAUUGGGGUUGUUCUAGCGUAA
Molecule: messenger RNA, 1086 nt
Organism: Colletotrichum orchidophilum
Lineage: Eukaryota; Fungi; Ascomycota; Sordariomycetes; Glomerellales; Glomerellaceae
Exons: 1
Coding region: 1-1086 (361 amino acids)
Source: RefSeq, a predicted model, not a curated record